GUUUGAAGUUUCUCGUCUGUGGCGCUAUUUCUGUAUUGUCCGCAAAGUAUGCGGGAAUACAAGCUGGUUGUGCUUGGCAGUGGUGGAGUUGGGAAGAGUGCCCUCACUGUUCAAUUUGUGCAAGGGAUUUUCGCUGAAAAGUAUGAUCCAACUAUCGAAGACAGCUAUCGGAAGCAGGUUGAAAUUGAUUCCCAACAAUGCAUGCUAGAGAUUCUCGAUACAGCUGGAACUGAGCAAUUCACAGCAAUGAGGGAUCUUUACAUGAAAAAUGGUCAGGGGUUUCUGCUAGUUUACUCCAUCACAUCACAGGCUACAUUCACUGAUCUCAACGAUCUGAGAAAACAAAUUCUUCGUGUCAAAGACGUUGACGAGUUUCCACUAGUUCUGGUUGGAAAUAAAUGUGAUUUGGAAGAUGAAAGAAGUGUGGGUACCGAACAGGGAAGAAACUUGGCAAAUGAGUGGAAGUGUCAUUUCGCAGAGACUAGUGCCAAGACUAAAUCUAAUGUAAAUGAGGUGAGUAUUUUACGUUGUUUCGUACAUAUCCAAUCAAAUUUAGUGUCAUUAUACACUCACAUGCACUCCACUCAAAUUGGGAAUUCAGUUUUAAUGUUGCGAGCUCUCUAGUAUUAUUAUUGGGACUCUAUCUAAUGUCAGUCCGAAUUUGGUCGUAGGUUUUUCGAUUGUCCGAUGUUUAGCAAUGAAAUAAUAUUUCACGAUCUUGUUCGUCAAAUUAAUGCGAAGACACCCAAUCCUGCAUCGAAGUCGUCGAAGAAAUCAAAAUGCUGUUGUCUGUGAAAUAGCAGUUUUGUAUGCUUUUAAUAUCUUGUUAUUUAUUUUCGCGUCUAUAAAAUGACCAAGCUUCACUAACUUACAUUCGAAAGCGCAUUAUUAACUUUGUUCUGAAUUCAAGUAGUAAUUGUGCCCUUACUGUUUUUAUUCGCUGGUCUCAUUUUUUAAAUUUAGUAUAUUAUGUUGGCAUUCUUUUGUCCCAGUCUCUCUGAUGUUUCGUGUAGUUCUCACAAAGACAGUUUUGCUUCAGUUGCCUGCUUCCUGAUUGAUGAAAUCAAAACAGGUCAUACCUAGUUCUGAAACAUCCUAAUCAAUAUAUGCCGCUUAAUUAGUAAUAUUUUAAUGUUUUUAAUCUUCAUUUUUGUUUCUUUCGACUUCGGUGUCAGAAUUUUUUGUAAUUUUCACGCUUUCUGCCUUAUACAAACUUCAGUUUUUUUUAAUUUCCAAUGGUCCGAUGUGGUGUGACGUGAUUAUCCAGUUAGGAUUGUGUAUAGUUUUUAACUGUUUCUUUUAUUAACUUUGUUUUAUUAUCACAUGUAUCGGUGAUACCCUUUUGUUUUCUGAUUUUACAUUAAUAUACGCUUUCAGCGAUCUCAAUCAUUUUUGGGAAAUAAACUUACAUUAUAU
Messenger RNA from Schistosoma mattheei, 1416 nucleotides. The record is from the annotation of a GenBank genome assembly. NCBI's taxonomy places the organism in Eukaryota, Metazoa, Platyhelminthes, Trematoda, Strigeidida, Schistosomatidae.